AUGUAUGAAGUUUAUUUUUUAAAUGAAAAAGAAAAUUUUGAAAAAAAAAAGGAGAAUGAUGAUGAAAUAAAGAGUUCAUUAAUUCUUAAAAAUCGUUGUGUUGAUAUAGAAAAAAAAGCAAGGUUAGUUAAAGAAAACAUUUAUGAAGGAGGUUAUACAAUAUGGGAAUGUACAUGGGAUAUGUUGAGGUUUUUGCAUUAUGAAAAUUUUGAUUUUAAAAAUAAAAAUGUUUUAGAAUUAGGUUGUGGUCAUGGUUUAAUUGGGAUUAAAGUGUUAUUAGAUAAUGGAAACGUUGUUUUUCAGGAAUUAAAUAAAGAAGUGAUUAAUGAUAUUUUAUUGCCUAAUAUUAAAAAAAAUUUGAACAUAAAAUUAAAAAGAAAAAAGUUAAAAGACAAAAAAAAUUUUAUGAAAAUAAAAAAUGAAGGCUUAAAAUGUUUUAUAAUUAAUAAGAAAUGGGAUAAGUUGAAUAAAAAAUUAAAGAAGAAAAAAUUGAACUGCUUUGAUUUCAUUUUAGGAAAUGAAAUAUUAUAUAGAAAAGAAAAUUAUUAUCAUAUUUUAAAAAUUUUGAAAAAAAACUUAAAAAGAGAUGGAAAAGCUUAUUUUGGUUCUAAAUCGUAUUAUUUCGGUUUUGAAGAUGGGGCUGGUUCAAAUUGUUUUGUUGAUUAUGUUAAUAAUAAUAAAAAAUUUUUGUUUACUGCUCGAAUAAUUCAAACUAACAGAGAUAAAACAAUUUAUUCAAGAGACAUCAUAGAAAUAACUUUCAAAAAUGAUUAG
Molecule: messenger RNA, 774 nt
Organism: Plasmodium relictum
Lineage: Eukaryota; Apicomplexa; Aconoidasida; Haemosporida; Plasmodiidae
Product: conserved Plasmodium protein, unknown function
Exons: 2
Coding region: 1-774 (257 amino acids)
Source: RefSeq, a predicted model, not a curated record